Molecule: messenger RNA, 4860 nt
Organism: Gasterosteus aculeatus aculeatus (three-spined stickleback)
Lineage: Eukaryota; Metazoa; Chordata; Actinopteri; Perciformes; Gasterosteidae
Source: RefSeq, a predicted model, not a curated record
UGUCCCUUUUGGUGGUCCCUGAAUUUCGGAGACAUUUGUAUUUCUCGGCAUGGAACUAGUCAGCGAUCAGCGCAAAUGAACACGACACACAGCCUCUUCAAUGCUUACACGCAUAAAUUGUUUUAUUAGAAUGGUGGGAGUGCUGUCCCCGUGAAAUGUUUGUGUCUGCCCCCUUGAUUCAGCCAACCACAGGACAGUUGACAGAAAGUUUGGAUUAACGCGCAGCCUCCUAUUUUUAGGCAUUCAUUUUUUGCUCAUAUUUUUAGUUGCCUUUACGCGGGCCUUUCGCCCGUACAGGGCUGGCGUGGAUUUGGGAAAGCAGCCUUUUGGCGUGUGAACAGUAAAUGUCAAUGACAAGCCUGAGCAGUGACUGUAGUUUGCUUUACGCUGGUCAUUGUGUAGUCACAAAGAACAAUGACAGGGGGAUGUGACACUCAGCAGGCCUGUGGUUAUUGCCGUAGGUGACGGUGUGUGUCGGUUUGCCGUGCACUUAUUCAAAGGAAGCUAAGAGACUUUGUCCUCAGGCGGCGCUCUCAUCUCAGCCAGCACACAGAGAAGACCCUCCCAUCUGGACAGAUGCCUCAUGACACCCGCCUGUAAAACUGCGUGUGUGAGAACUGAUGUGUGUGUGUGUGUGCCGUAAUUGCACAAGUGUGUGUGUGCGCGUGUGUGUGCCUUCAGUGAAGGAUUAAGGAUUAAUUGCCUUCAAAGAUAGACUUAACUGCUUGUUACACAGACUUUGUAAAGUCCUCACUUGGCCCCAGAGAGGAAAACAACAGUGAGGAGCAAAGGGAAGGUCUCGCUUGUUUUCCGUUCUUCAGAAGUGUGUGUUGCUUGUUUUUGUCUGGAGGGUGUGUGCUGAGGGUGAGUUGAAACAGCUGGCAGCUGAAGGAGGACACCUGAAAAUGACAGAGACCAACCCCCCCAAGUCAGCCAAGAAGCUCCGCUGGAGCUCCCUGGAGGUCGGCCUCAUUACCAUUGUCUCCUUGCUCUUCAUCGUCAUCGUCGCCCUCAUCAUCCUCUUUGCCACACAGAAGAGUGGUGAAAUCUGCACGUCAGCUGACUGCACGCAGUCUGCCUCUCGCCUCAUUGCGAACAUGGAUGCCAGCGUGGAGCCGUGUGACAACUUCUACCAGUACGCCUGUGGGGGCUGGAUGAAAAAGAACAUCAUCCCUGAGACCAGCUCCAGAUACAGCACCUUUGACAUCCUAAGAGACGAGCUGGAGGUCAUUCUCAAAGGUGUCCUUGAAAAAACAGUGGACGGUGAAGGCGCUGCUCUCACCAAAGCCAAGACCCUUUAUAAGUCCUGCACCAAUGAGAGUUUAAUCGAGCUCAGAGGAGGGGCUCCUUUGCUCAAUAUGCUGUCUUCUGUGUUUGAGUGGCCCAUUGCUGUUGACAACUGGGAGACAGACUAUGGCUCAACAUGGACGUUGGAAGACGUCUUGGCCAAGCUCAAUGAGAAAUACGGAACUCAACUCUUGGUUAACUUUUUUAUCAGCACCGAUGACAGGAACUCCAAUUCAUACAUCAUUCAUUUUGACCAGCAGACGAACCUUGGCCUCUUGUCCAGAGACUUCUACUCUUGCACCGGACCUUAUGCAGAGGCAUGUCGGGCAUAUGAGCAGUUCAUGAUUGACCUGGCAAAGCUGAUCCGCUCGGACCGGGGAUUGGCCAUCAACGAAACGCGUAUCAAAGAUGAAGUGAGACGAGUAAUGGACCUGGAGACGGACAUCGCCAAUGCGACUGAUACUCCAGAGGACCGCAACAACCCGGUGUUGCUUUACAACAAGAUGGAGCUGGGUGAUCUGAACGCCAACUUCACCCUUGAGGUUGACUCCAAGGUAUUUAAUUGGAGUUACUUUACAGCUAAGAUAAUGGAUACAGUCAACAUCAGCGUCCCGGACACGGAGAAGGUCAUAAACUACUCCCCCAAUUAUUACAGACGACUCAACCUCAUCAUUGGCAAAUACACCAAGAGGGAUUUGCAGAACUACCUAGUGUGGCGUUUUGCUAUGAACAUGGUGAUCGGCCUGAGUAGAAGUUACAGAGACACCAGGAAAGCCUUCCGCAAGGCUUUGUCCGGUACGACGUCAGAGGCGGCGGUGUGGCGACAGUGCGCAAUUUACGUCAACAACAACAUGGAGAAUGCUGUGGGACGACUGUAUGUGAAGGAGGCUUUCUCUGAAAAGAGCAAGGAACUGAUGGAUGAGAUGAUCAAAGAUAUUCGGGAAGUGUUCAUUAGUAACCUUGAUGACCUGAGCUGGAUGGAUGCAAAGACCAAGAGAGCGGCUGAGGAGAAGGCUCGAGCUAUUCGGGAGCGUAUUGGCUAUUCUGACAACAUCACCGACGAUGAAUAUCUUAACAAAGAGUACAAAGAUCUGGACUACAGUGCGGAGGAGUACUUUGAAAACAUCCUAAAGAACCUGGAGUAUGUGCAGAAAAAACGCCUGCGGAACCUCAGAGUCAAAGUCAACAAGGAGGAGUGGGUAACUGGAGCUGCUGUUGUCAACGCCUUCUACUCAUCCAGCAAAAACCAAAUAGUUUUCCCAGCAGGUAUCCUCCAGCCGCCUUUUUUCAGCAAAGGCCAGGCUAAAUCUCUCAACUAUGGGGGCAUCGGCAUGGUGAUUGGUCACGAGAUUACACACGGCUUUGAUGACAAUGGUCGUAACUAUGAUAAGGACGGUGACCUGAAGGACUGGUGGACACCAGAAUCCACUAACAGGUUCCUGGACCUGUCAAAGUGCAUUGUCAAUCAGUAUGGAAACUUCUCCUGGGACCUGGCCAAUGGACUACAUUUAAAUGGUAACAACACCCUCGGGGAAAACAUUGCGGACAAUGGAGGGAUACGGCAGGCAUAUCAGGCCUAUAGGAACUAUGUGAAGGUGCACGGAGAGGAGCCAUCACUGCCUGGCAUUGACCUCUCCCACAAUCAACUCUUCUUCCUAAACUUUGCUCAGGUGUGGUGUGGAACACAUCGACCAGAGCAGGCUGUAAAUUCCGCUAAAGUAGAUAUACACAGUCCAGGGAUAUUCAGAGUUCUCGGCUCCCUCCAGAAUUUCCCAGAAUUUGCCAGAGCGUUCAACUGCAACAAGAGCAGCCCCAUGGUGCCUGACAACAUUUGCCGUGUGUGGUGAUCCACAGACCUCUGAGACGGGGACAGUUCUGACAUUGUUGUUCCUGUCCCACUGUAUGCCCCCCCCCCUCCCCACACCUGACUGUUGCAGCACUCGUAGGGGCCACGGGGAAGUGCAAGCUUCCCUCAGCUCUUUACUGAUUGGAACAGGACUGGUGGACUGACACUGCAGUAUGCACUUCCUGUGAGGAAAGCAGUGGACUGUAGCCUCAUGGACGGGUUGCGAGCGCUGUCUCUCCUACUCUGAUACUGUAGUUCAUUCAAUCAGCCUGAUUCUUCUGCUACUCACUGGAUUCGUUUUUCUCUUCUCCAUUUUUGCCUUGUUUUACUCAUCGUUUGCAACUCUGCCAAUGUGAGUGUGAGUGUCUUUAAGUCAAAAUACUGUACUUGUCGAGAGAGGGGCGGACAGAAGAUGUGCUUAAAUCCACUGGCACAUGAAUACACCCCCCUGCCCAUCCACACACGUACACAUCUACCACUGUAAUGUAUGUGGGACUAAGCUGUAGGCCUCACAUGAAUCCUCAGCUGGUUUCAGCCUUCAUCUACACGCUGAUGCCCUCUGCAUUGCGUCUGUUGUGUAAUCCUUGUUAAUAAGUGUAACCAGAAUAGACCAAUUAUUAUAAUUAAUCUGAAUUUGCUGAAUAGACCAGUGAGUAUACAACCCUAAUCAUAUAUUAAACAAUACUGGACUAUAUUUAAUGAUAGUGACUUUACUGCAGCUGAAAGGCGGCUGCUGUUCAUUAACAGUAUGUCAUAUAAAACCAAAUUUGAUAUUUUUACCUUUAAGAUAAUAGGUGGUCAUGAAUCAUUGAGCUGACAAUCGACACCGGACCCUUUUUCCUGUCUUAAUGUACUUUCCAGUAUUUCUAAGUCACUAUGAUCACUGCCAACGUGUAUGCUCUACAUGCCACAGUCUGCAGAUGGUCAGCCACUGUCCAUACUUUCUAUCAUGAUCAUAAUCACUAUAAUUGCAAUCAAACAAACCAAAAUAAUGUUAAUUGGUUAGGUUUGGAUGGAGAUAGAUUUGCUCUUACUUUUGGACGGAGACAAGCCAGUCGUGGCCCAUGUUUCCAGGCCUUAUGCUAAGCUAUCCAUCUGGUUGUAACUAUUUAUAAGAAAGAUAACUGGUAUUGAUAUUCUUAACUUAAACUUGGCAAAAACUAUGUUAAAAAGUGUAGCAACAUCUCAGUUUGAUUUUGAGAAUUGUGUGAUUCUUCAAGACAUUAAAGCAAAAGUCAAUUGACAGACAACUAGAUAAUGAAUGUUCCGAGGGGUUUAUCUACUUUAAACCGCGGACUGAGUCUUUCCUGGAACCUAAUGGAUUUUAAAACAUUGCAUGCAUUUUUGCCCCACGUUGAAUUAUGUUAGUGGAUCACAGUUUAGCAUUCGUGGUUUUGUGGAGCUUUAUUGUCCAAUAUUAUCUAAGCCUUUGCCUUUUCUAUUGCAACUAGUGAAUUAUGUGCCAUGAUCAUGUGGACCACUUCUUCAGACAGUAUACGAUACCCUCCAUGUUCAGCCUUGUGAUGUUUCCACGUGUUUGUUCCUCUCAUUCUAUGUGCAAGCUUACUUCUGUAGGCUUUCUGCCUCUCUCUCGCUCUGUCAGACUCCACCUGUAGAAGGACAGAUACACCUCAGUUGCCUGUAUUUAGAUACUUUAUAAUAAUGACUGAUAAUCAUCUUGAGGAACAUUUUUUUCUGUCAAAAUAAAUAUUUAAAUAACACACUGA